CAAAACACACCAGGCAGAUGGGAAGGGGGAGCAACAGAGGCCCUUUUCUGCAGCUCCUCCCUGGAUUGAUCUAAGGGAUUUAUUUUUUUUAAUCUAUCGAUCUAGGUCUGUUGGAUUUGCCUUCUCUCUUUGCUGAUACAUAUUUUGCAAGCCGCGAAGACCCUUUCCGUCUCCACUUUGCUGAUCUUUUGGAAAUCACAAGAGAGAAAUCUAAACACACACACGCACACAAAGGGAUUAACAGUUAGAAAGAAAAAGCAAACAGCAGCAGCGAUGGAGGGAAAACCAACUGGUUUUGCAAAAAGUCGCAGCAUGAAACAGCCAGCAUGCGCAUAAUGAGAAGAAACACUAGGAUUCUUUAGUGCUUCACACCACAAGUUUCUGGGGAUAUAUAAAUAUAUAAAAGGAAAAACGCCACCCCUCCUGGCUUCUUCUGCAAUGUCUGGAUCUACUCAACCUGUGGCGCAGACCUGGCGAGGGACUGAACCCCGUUACCCUCCUCACGCCAUGUCCUAUCCAGUGGCAAUAAGUCAACAGCAUGUGGAUGUGGGGCUAUUGGAAUACCAGCACCAUCCCAGAGACUACCCUUCCCACCUACCUCCUGGGUCUAUCUUGCAGCCGCAGCGAAGGAGGCCGUCCUUGUUAUCGGAAUUCCAGCCUGGGAACGAAAGGUCGCAGGAGUUGCACGCCCGAGGGGAAACACAUCCUUAUCUUCCUGACCUGAGCAAGCAGUCGGAAAUGGAGUUCAUUGAGACGAAACGGCCCCGGCUGGAGCUGCUACAAGAGCCGCUGCUGAGGCACUCUCCUUUGCUCAGCCAGAGUCAGCAGGGAGGGACGGAGGAUCUCUCUGAGGAUCGAGGCAUAACCGGAAAACUGGAACCAGUUUCUCCAGUCAGCCCUGUCCAUCCUGACUCUGAACUGGAUCUGUUACCAUCCAGGCUGUCCAAGGAGGAGCUGAUCCAGAACAUGGACCGGGUCGAUCGCGAAAUCACCAUGGUGGAACAGCAGAUCGUCAAACUGAGAAAGAAACAGCAACAGCUGGAGGAGGAAGCAGCCAAGCCGCUAGAGCCUGAGAAGCCCAUCUCGCCUCCGCCGAUUGAGUCCAAGCAUCGCAGUCUGGUCCAAAUCAUCUAUGACGAGAAUCGGAAAAAAGCAGAAGCUGCCCACAGAAUACUAGAAGGGCUGGGUCCUCAGGUGGAGUUGCCGCUGUACAACCAGCCUUCAGACACGAGGCAGUACCAUGAGAACAUUAAAAUAAACCAGGCAAUGAGGAAGAAGCUGAUUUUAUAUUUCAAGAGGAGAAAUCACGCCCGUAAACAGUGGGAACAGAAAUUCUGCCAGCGCUAUGACCAGCUGAUGGAAGCCUGGGAGAAGAAAGUGGAGCGCAUCGAAAACAACCCCCGACGCCGAGCCAAGGAGAGCAAAGUACGCGAAUAUUAUGAGAAACAGUUUCCGGAGAUCCGGAAGCAGAGGGAAUUGCAGGAGCGCAUGCAGAGCAGGGUAGGACAGAGGGGCAGUGGCCUCUCCAUGUCUGCGGCACGCAGCGAACACGAGGUGUCAGAAAUUAUUGAUGGGCUCUCGGAACAAGAGAAUCUGGAGAAACAGAUGCGCCAACUCGCAGUCAUCCCGCCCAUGCUGUACGAUGCCGAGCAGCAACGCAUCAAGUUCAUCAACAUGAACGGCCUCAUGGACGACCCCAUGAAGGUCUACAAGGACCGCCAGGUGAUGAACAUGUGGAGUGAACAGGAGAAAGAGACCUUCCGAGAAAAGUUCAUGCAGCAUCCAAAGAAUUUUGGUCUCAUCGCUUCCUUUCUGGAGAGGAAAACGGUGGCUGACUGCGUCCUCUACUAUUACCUGACCAAGAAGAAUGAGAACUAUAAGAACCUGGUGAGAAGGAAUUACCGGAGGCGGGGGAAGAACCAGCAGCAGCAGCAGCAACAGCAGCAGCAGCAGCAACAGCAGCAGCAACAGAUGCCCCGUAGCAGCCAAGACGAGAAAGAUGAAAAAGAAAAGGAGAAAGACAUGGAGAAGGAAGAAGAAAAGCCAGAAGCUGAAAAUGACAAAGAGGAACUGACAAAGGAGAAGAGCGAGGAUACAUCCGGCGAGGACAACGAUGAGAAAGAAGCUGUGGCGUCCAAAGGGCGCAAAACUGCCAACAGCCAGGGCCGGCGUAAAGGGCGCAUCACCCGCUCGAUGGCCAGCGAAGCCAACAACGAAGAGGUGGCUGCUCCCCAGCAGAACUCGGAGCUAGCCUCUUUGGAGAUGAAUGAAAGUUCUCGCUGGACGGAGGAGGAAAUGGAAACUGCUAAAAAAGGUCUUCUUGAACAUGGGCGCAACUGGUCAGCCAUUGCCAGAAUGGUGGGAUCCAAGAGCGUCUCACAGUGUAAAAAUUUCUACUUCAACUACAAGAAAAGACAGAAUCUGGAUGAGAUCCUACAGCAGCACAAACUGAAAAUGGAGAAAGAAAGGAACGCUAGGAGAAAGAAGAAGAAAAACCCCGCCGUCCAAAACGAGGAAGCUGCCUUCCCACCCGCAGCCGAAGACGAGGAGAUGGGUCAAGACGGGUCGGGCACCAGUGGCAACGAGGAGGAGAUGGCCGAGGAGGCAGAAGUUGCAGUAAAUAACAGCUCGGACACAGAGAGCCUCCCUUCUCCAAGACCUGAAGCCAAAGAAAAUACAGAAAACGGGCACAAACCAAUCCCCGAGCCCAGAGACGAUGCUGGAGAUGAACCGGCUGUCAAGAUGGAGGAAACCACGGGUUCCCCAGAAGCAACUCCCGUAGAGCCUACCGCCCAACCGUCUGAGGAGUCAGCCGCUGAACUAGCUUGCGGCGAAGAGAAGCCACAAGAAGAACAAGCAGUCGAUGUGGUGAAAACGGAGGAGAUGGACGAAAAGCCCCCAAACCCUGAGCCUACCAAGGGUGACAUCAAAAUGGAGGAGGUGGAGGACUGUCAGGAAAAGGACGCGGCCAGUGACAAGAAGAGCAGCAGCAAUAGUGUGGUCACUGAGACUGAGGGCGCACCCAAGGCUGAGAAGAAGGAGAACCACAAAGCUGGGAAAACUGGCGGUGCUAAUACGGACAGUGACUCCAGCGCCACUUGCAGUGCCGAUGAAAUGGACGAACAGGAUGCUGGAGACAAAAACAAGCUGCUCUCCCCCCGGCCCAGCCUCCUCAACGCGACCAACGACGCCCGGCUCAGCUCCUCGCCUCAGAAGCCGCUGGACUUGAAACAGCUGAAGCAAAGAGCGGCCGCCAUCCCGCCCAUUAUUUCCGAAGGUUUGCUGGAGGGAGCGCUGCAGAGCGGCAGCGCGAAGCCUCAGGUGCCUCAUCACGCGUUGGCCCUUUACCAGCAGCAGAUCACCAUCGCCCACGAGUCUGCGCGGGAAGACGCGGCGCAGAGCAAGCAGUUGCAGCAGCAACAGGCUGAGAAGGAGCCCCCGCCAAGCAGCAGCCCCAGGGCCCAGAGCAGGAGCCCUGCUGCUGUGGAUAAAGAAGCGAAACCAAUGCAUUUCACCUCCCUUCCAGAGGGACAGAAGUUGUGUGGAGAACCAGGCAUCGCAACCUGUUGGCCUCCGGUACUUCCUUACCAAGGGUCAUCAAGGGACGUGAUCCAAACCUCUCCGCAUGCUGAACCCCACGUCUUUCAGUACAACCCCCCAGGUCACCCAAUCUCCUUAAAUGUGCAUGAAAGUUCGCGGCCCAGCCUCCAAAGGUUGUCUGCCAUCUCCAACCCUCCCCCGCUCAUCUCCACCAAACACCCCUCCGUUCUCGAACGGCCCCUCAGCUCUAUUUCCCAGGGUGUGCCUCUCCAGCUCCAUGCUCCAUUCAGCUCUGAGCACGCGAAAGUCCCCAUUGCCAUGGGCCUGCCGUUGACCAUGGACCCCAAGAAGCUAGUACCUUUUCCCGGGGUGAAGCAAGAGCAGCUGUCGCCAAGGAGCCAAGCUGGUCAACCUGAAAACUUGGUUGUGCAGACGUCGCAGGAGAGUUCUGUCCUUCGGGGUACAUCCUUGGGCUCACUGUCUGGAGGCAGUAUUACAAAAGGCAUCCCCAGCACAAGGCCGCCUUCAGACUCUCCCAUCACGUAUCGAGGAUCCAUCACACAUGGCACUCCAGCCGAGGUGCUGUACAAGGGAACCAUUACCAGGAUAAUCGGAGAAGACAGCCCCAGCAGAGCGGAGAAAGUGAGAGACGAUGCCUUGCCCAAGGGACACGUCAUUUACGAGGGGAAGAAGGGACACGUCCUGACCUACGAUGGCGGUGUGGCUGCUGCGCAGUGCCCCAAAGAGAACAGCAGAAACGCCGGAGCCCCCCACGAGACCACCAGCACGAAGCGGACCUACGACAUGAUGGAAGGGAGGGUCCCGCGGGGCUUAUCUGGGCGUGAGCUGUCUUCUGCCAGCAUAGAAGGUCUAAUGGGCCGGGCCAUCCCAUCAGACAGACACAGCCCCCUCAACCUAAAAGAGCCACAUCAUAUCCGGGGCUCCAUCACGCAAGGAAUCCCUCGGUCCUAUGUGGAGGCCCCCGAGGACUACCUCAGAAGAGAAGCCAAACAGCUCAAGAGGGAAAGCCCGCCACCGAGGGACUUACCCGAGGCCUACAAGGUCAGGCCUCACGACAGCCUCACCCCUUUGAAAAUGAAAGCGGUUCACGAAGGCCUCGUUGCCACGGUGAAAGAAGCAGGAAGAUCGAUCCACGAGAUCCCCCGGGAGGAGUUGAGGCGCACACCUGAUGUCUCUCUGAUGAGCAGGCCUGUAAAAGAAGGGUCUAUUACCCAGGGUACCCCGCUGAAAUAUGACAGCAACGCUUCAGCAAGUGCCAAAAAGCAUGACGUCCGGUCCAUUAUCGGCAGCCCCGGGAGGACUUUCCAUCCCAUGCAUCCUCUGGAGGUCAUGCAAGACCCAAGGACUCUGGAAAGAGCUUACGAGGAGAGCUUGAAAAGCCGGCCCAGCCCCGUGGCCAACGCUGGCGGCUCCAUCACCAGGGGAGCCCCUGUGAUCGUGCCUGAGCCGGGGAAGCCUCGCCACAGCCCACUCGCCUACGAGGACCACCAGGCAGCCCACCAGGCUGCGUUCGGCAGCCACUUGCACCGAGGGUCCCCGGUGUCCACGAGGGAGCCAACCCCCAGGCAGCACGAAGGGAGCAUCACUUCUGGAAAGCCUGUGUCUCAGGACAGAAAGAUCACCCCGACACCCAGAGAAAUCGCCAGCUCCAAGUCCCCUCAUGCUACCCUUGCGGACCACCACCAUCCCAUCUCUCCAUAUGAGCACCUUCUCCGGGGAGUGAGCGGGGUGGACCUCUACAGAGGACACAUUCCAUUGGCCUUCGAUCCGGCUGCCAUCCCCAGGGGAAUCCCCCUGGAAGCAGCAGCUGCUUAUUACCUGCCGAGGCACCUUGCUCCCAGCCCGACGUACCCCCACCUCUACCCGCCAUACCUCAUCCGUGGCUACCCGGACACUGCCGCCAUGGAGAACAGGCAGACCAUCAUCAACGACUACAUCACCUCCCAGCAGAUGCACCACAAUGCUGCCACCGCCACCGCGAUGGCCCAGAGGGCGGACCUGCUUCGUGGCCUGUCUCCACGGGAGCCCUCCCUGGCCCUCAACUACGCAGCAGCAGGAAUAAUCGACCUGUCUCAAGUGCCACAUUUGCCCGUGCUUGUUCCCCCCACCCCUGGCAGCUCCGCCGCCUCCAUGGACCGCAUCACGUACAUCCACAGCGCCCCCCAGCCUUUCAGCAGCCGACACAGCAGCUCCCCUCUCUCUCCAGGAGCCCACGCACACUUGACCAAGCAGACGGGACCUUCGGUUUCCGAACGGGAGCAGGAACGAGACCGCGAAAAGGAGCGCAAGAAAUCAGUCUUAGCCGCCGCUGCCGCCACCGUGGAGCACGCCCCCAUCUGGAGACCAGGCACGGAACAGAGCAGCGGCCGUUCGCCGGCGCACUCCCACAACCACAAACACUCCCCCGUCUCGCCCCGCACCCAGGAGAACGUCCAGCAGCGCCCCAGCGUGUUGCACAAUACCAAUAUGAAGAUGAUCUCCUCGGAGUGCCACGCCCCCUCCGUUUUGCGAUGCUCCUCCUCCACCACCACCACAUCACCAGUUCGCUCUUCGGGCUACUCCUCAGCACCCUCAAUGCGCAGCUCCGUAAGUGGCAUGGAUAGCUACACAUCCGUGAUGGAAACGGCCCACAUACAGAAGGAGGCCUCCAGGGUCCAAGACGCUAAAACAGAGCGGCCUCAGACUGACAACCACCUGUUCACCUCAAAGCUGCCCACUGGGGCAGGCCUAGAGCAGUCGCCUUCGCCCAUUAAAGCCAUGGAGCCCAGGACUUUGCCCUCCUCUGGGCCGGGUUCGGCCCACCUGUAUAGCAGAGGACAGGGGAAAAGCCAGCCUCAGCAUCACGCGCCCCUGGACCAGUCGCUGCACGCAGUUUCGGCCAGUGAGCAGCAGCAGCAGCCCGGUAGAGAAAAGAGUAAAACCUUUUCAGUGCAGGAACAGGAGCUCCGAGCACUCGGUAAGACCACCAUGACAGCGGCCAGCUUCAUAGAUGUGAUUAUCAUGCGUCAAAUUUCUUGCGAUAAGGGGAAGCGAGAGAGAAGCUCGCUAAGUAACAACGCCAAUAGCGAUGGUUUCUCUGGGAGCUACAGCCCCAAUGACAUUGAACCCAUAAGCCCUGUGAACUCACCCAGCAUGCUCCAUGAAAAAGGGGCAAAGCUGUCCCAGGAUAUGGAAAAAGGGCGUGGCGGUGGAGAGCAUGAGCUGCGGACAAAGCAGCCAGGUUCCCUCAAGCCUUCUGGAACAGAAAUCUCACACAUGCAGCAACUCCACCAGCUACCCGAAGGCCGGCAGUCCCCAGGCCAGCCUUACCAGGGUUCCCAGAACGCCAAAGGCCACCAGCGAGUCGUCACCCUAGCUCAGCAUAUCAACGAAGUCAUCACGCAAGACUACACACGCCACCAUCCCCAACAGCUCAACUCCCAUAUCCAGAACCCAGUGUACCCCUACGCAGGGACUCCCUGCCCCGUGCUGGAUCUCCGACGAACACCCAGCGAAGCUUAUAUGCAGCAGCAGCAGCAGCAGAUGGAGCAUUUCCGCACUUCAAGGAUCUCCCCGGAAAGUGAAGGAAGCAAAAGGUCUCCUGAGCAAAUCAAAGCACCUGCUUCCGACAACUGCAUUGAACCCAUCUCUCCGCCGGACGGAAUGGGGGAACCCGAUCACAUGCGAAAUGCCACGUAUCCCAUCCUCUAUCGAGAAGGCGAACCGCUGGAUCAAAGGAUGGGCUCCAAAUCUCCAGGAAACAACGUCCAGCCGCCGGCCUUCUUCAGCAAACUGACAGAGAGCAAUUCGACCAUGGUGAAAAACAAGAAGCAAGAGAUCAUCAAGAAACUCAGCACAAAUAAUCGGAGCGAGGCAGAAUACAAUGUUGGACAACCUGGAACAGAGAUUUUCAACAUGCCGGCCAUUACCGGAACAGGGUUAAUCAGUUGUAGGAGCCAGUCGGUCCAAGAAAAUUCCAGUACCAACAUGGGGUUGGAGGCAAUUAUUAGGAAGGCCCUAAUGGGAGGAGGGAAGCCAAAGAUUGCUGCCAAAGCAAACAGCCGCAAGGCGAAGUCGCCAGGACCGGGCCUGUCCUCCACCGAGAGGCCGCCGUCCGUGUCAUCCGUUCACUCAGAGGGAGACUGUAACAGGAGGACACCUCUCACCAGCCGCGUCUGGGAGGACAGGCCAUCGUCUGCAGGCUCGACGCCGUUUCCCUACAACCCACUAACCAUGAGGCUUCCGACUGGCAUCGUGACUGCCCCGCCGCCGGCCGCCUCCAUUCCACAGGGCAACCCCAACAGCCAGCACCACGGGUGGGAGGAAGAGCCCAAACCGCUGCUCGUCUCGCAGUACGAGACCCUCUCGGACAGUGAAUGAAAGGAGAGAGGACGCAAGACGAAGGGGGGGAAACCAAUCACAACAAACAAAUCGACCGGGUGGCUGCCAGGCCAGCCGGAGCUUGGGGACUCUGGCUGGCUGUCGCAGGCCGUGGCUGGCCUGGGCCAGGGCCAGGAGCAGCACUGCUCCAGUCAGCUGUUACUUUUUGUCACAUCUGGAAGGGGGGAAUUGAAAAUCUCUUCAGUUUAAAGCCUUAAAAAACAACAGCAAGCAAACGGAACCCACGCCAAUCCUCUCUCCCAAUGUGGUGCUGAUUAUCUUGAGCUAUUGUGGCAAGAAAUGUAACCAAGUCAAUGUGGAGGGGCAGGUGGGGAACCUUAGUGGUCCCCCGAGGGACUCCAGCCAGUCACCGAAUCUCAGUUACUAAUACUCAGGGGAUUCCCAUCUGCUGCACCAAUUCUGCCCUUCAGCCCAGCUGAGAGAGAGGAAGCCCCCUAGGAGAAGACGGUGUGUUUGGUUUGCAAAGCCCUGGUGUGCGCUUCUGGCGUGUUCCCACCUCCAUAGCACAUCCUCCUUUGUGCACACUGUUGUGGCCUGUUAAUCCAGUACUUGAAAUAGGAUCCAUUCAACCACCCGUCCCCUUACCUCCUGUUUUGUCAUUAUGAGGGGGCUGCACCAGUGGAAUUGCGGGUUGGACCUGUAGGGAAAUGAAGAAGGGAGACCCUCUGGGAGGAAAGAUUUGGUUUCUUCUGUUUCUCACAGCUAACUACAUGCAUCCAUAGAAACGUAAUGGAAAUGCCUUGCCCAGCUGAACUUUCAAUAAAUAGGAGUCAGGCAGUAACGCUUUGGAUGCAGGGCACAGGCCGUGGGGUCGGAGGACCCCCUUUCCCCCCCCCCAAUAAAUAUUUCCUUUGGAGAAAAGAAUGCUGGGUUUGAAUAGUAAUGGGAAAGAAUUCCUCCAUGUGUAGCCUUUUGGCUGUAGAUGGAGGGCAGGCAGGGGAGGGGAGGCAGCUGUUUUGAGUACAUUGUUCCUUAAAACAGUGCUAAGUAUAUGGUCUACAGGGUAUAUUUUUGAUACCUUUGGCAAAUGACGCCAGAUUUUUUUUUGCGCAAGGAAGGACUUAUAAAAACAGUGUUAUAUGCUGCUUUUCAGUCUCCGCUCCUGUACAAAGAGGAUUUCUAUGUUGCGUGCAAGCUUUUGAUGGGUUUGUCCAUUGUAUGGAAAUGUCAAGAGGUAACUAUGUCCCAACAAAAUGGUUCUGUAAUUCAGUAGAAUGUAUUAACUUAGGUUUUGUUUUUGUUUGUUUUUUUAAAAAAGAAGAAGUAUAUAUAUAAUAUAUUAUAUAUAUAUAAAAAUAUAGUCACAACUGCAGGGCCCUUAUCGCAUAUAGUAACACUCCAGCGUGGAGAGGACAUUACUUUUCAAGUGAAUUUGUCUCUUUUGGGAGGGGUGAGAGAGGCUAAGACACUUGCAGGAAAGUUUAAACAUGUAUUUUUCUGACCCACCCACAAUGCUCUGUUUUCUAUAUUUGUGGGUGGGUGUUUUUCCCCCCCUAAUCCAUUCUGUGAUGCUGUCAGACUUUAAACCAUGUGAGCAUGGAUACAAUUCAAAGCAUAAAAAAGAAGUUUUCCUUCUUCCUCCAUGCUUUUCCCCUUCUCUCCUCCUUUUUGCACGCUAGAAGAGCGGCUAUAAAGUAGUGUUAAAUGUUUUUCAUUCUGUGCACCAGAGGGAGACGAUCUGGACAGCAGCGUCUCUGCUGGAACAGACAACAGUCCUGUUAUCGUAGUAAGUAACUCCAGCCAGCAUCCAGGAAAUGGGCAAUAUCACACUCUCAGUGUUGUUGUAUCAUGUAAGUUUUAAUCUACAGCGAGGUUUGCUGUUUUGUUUUCCUUCCGAUCUUCUACACUUCCUACCAGUUCUUAUGACGGAGCAGCUGCUUGGUUCGUGUUACCGUACUUUAAAGACACACAUACACACGUGCACACAAACACGGAUUCCUAUGCUACCCAGGCGGUAAAGCUUGUGUGUUUUGAGUGCUUGAACAAAGACACAGGUUCUGUGUAAGAACAUCUGAUGAGAGAAUCCAUCCUGUUUCCAACAUGAUGAUACUGCAGCUUUCUGAUACCCAAACCCUUACCCCAAAGGAGUCACAGUUAAUUCUGUCAGGAUGUCACUUCCUCGCCUCCGGUCUUAAGGGUUGCCAACUGUUAGACUGCUUAACCACAAUGCCUUAGCAAAAGGCGUCUGGGAAAAGAUCUAGCGGCAGAUAGACUGUGAAGAGAAUGGGCAGGAAGUUGAACAAAUUAAAACGCAGAGCUGCAGGGUGGAGUAGGAGCCGCAUAGCAGUGCAUUGAUGUGCCUUUCCAUGUGCUGCUUCCUCUUUUUGAGGGAUAGCACAACGGUGAUGCUUAGCUCGGGGCACCCGUGGCUUGCAGGGGAUUAAAAGAGCAGACUCGCCCUUCCAAAAUGAACCUUGUGUGUCAUGCCCCCCCCCUUCAAAUUUUGCUCUGUACGCAAUUUGGAAAUGCUAUUUAAAUUCAGUGUCAGGGAAACAAAAUUUGAGCCCACACCAGAAGGUAGAUAGAAACUGCCCCAAGCUUGCACAUUCUACCACAGGCCUCGGCUAGAUGCUGUACCCUGAAUCUGUUUGCCCUGCAUUUUUCUAGAAGCCUGCUUGAGGGUACAGAAAUUCUUACUGGACAGAAAAAUACGGUUGCUCAGAAUCAUGUGCGUACUUUUCCCCUCCAUGCCUUUUCUCUGCGUAUUGCACUCCACUUUGUCUGCAUAGACAGUGAAAUAAUUGGUUCCUUUGCCCUCACCUCAUCUGUGCUUAUCGAAAGAACCAUUACUCUGAACCAUAAGUGGCAGAUUUCUUAGAGAAUAAAAUGACCACCGAAUUUCCGCUAGUACCGUGAUGCUUCUGGACACUACUUCUUUACACAUUGUUUUAUCAUUUUAUGCAAACUGCUUUUGAGUGUUUUUAGCAGAAAAGUGGUUAAUAAAUUUUAUACCGAAAUAUAAUUAGCCACAUGUGCCUAGAACAGUCUUGCGAGAAUGGCAGCAAUGCAUGCUUCGUCAGUCUUAGCAAGAGAAGAGAUGAAACCUGAGGUUUUGCAACCUUGGGUUAGUUAAUGCAAUUUAAUCACAGUUCUGUGUCACAAGCGCUGCAGUUUGUAGUAGUGAAACUCCCAGUGGCAAAAUGCCCACCAGCUCCACGUAGACAAGGAAGGAGAUUCUCCUAAUCUCUUGACUGCCCAAGAUGGGGCCAAAACAACCGGAUGAGAAUAGCUGCAAGUUAGUAACACAGGUGCAGUUCCUGCCAGGAAUUGUUCAGUAUAAUUGACUAUCAGUGUUAAUUCCAAAAAGACCUCUCUCCUGCUAUCAAUUCAAUUAGGUUAAAUCUAUAGUUCACUCUUACAGAAUCAGUUUCAUUUGCAGACAAAUAAUCAUGGAAAAACAGAAAAUGUCUCCCCUAACAAGUAAUGUGUCCCAGUAAUAGACAAAACAACAGCUAACAUUCUCUCUGGGAAACACUUUCUUCAUUAUUUCGUCUGUCGCUGCUUCAAAUCAAUAUUAGCAAUAUUGAGGUCACCCCAGUAAGUUUUGCAUGCAACUUCCCUGCUUGAUCACUGCCAUUACUUUUCAGAUCUAUUCAAAGCUAUUCAAUCCAUAGGGGCAGCCUACACAAUGUUUGUACCUGUGUAAAUGUCAUCUCCAUGCUGUGCCAUGUGCAGAGUGUUUAUUUUGCAACAAGUGCACAGGUCAGGAAACUAAUGUGUGUGAUAGCUUCUUGACUUGUACUCUCGUGGCCAAAUAAAUGCCUGUGUUGCAUUUCAUACACACUGCUCUCUACAGUAAAAUCAUGUAAGACAAAACAUUAUGUAAGGUAGGCACAACUUCCUGUAUACUUUAGUCAACAUCUUCAGAAAACUUCACUGAUUCAGAUCCCCCCCGUUUCAAAACAAAACAAAAACAGACCAUAUUUUUGUGCACUUCCCAUCCAUAACCAUCAUAGCCUUGUCCACAGCAGAACCAUUUGCGCAGAUCAGACAGGAUUUGCUCACCACCACCUUCGUUAGACCAUGCUGCAUUUCUGCUGCUUCACCUAGUCUUUCCUUGACUGAAGACAUUCACAAUUUUGGAACGCAAUGCCAUAUGCCUCUCUUGCCCGCUGCUUGUAAGUUGAAGUCAUGUGUACAUUCCACAAAGGGGAUUUAGGAACAGCCCCCUCCUCCCUUCCAAAAGGUUAUUCCCACAUUACCAGACGUUGUACAUUCUCUGUACGUGUGUGUGUGUGUGUAUAUAUAUUUAUAUAUACUCUUGGGUUCUGUGUAUGCAUAUUAUUCCAUUUGUGUGUGCAUGUAUAACAGGUACAUACACACAUAUUCUUGUGCCUGAAUCAAUGGCCUGGCACAUAUCCAUGUGCGUGCAUGCAUGCACAAGCCAGUUCGGUAAAACUUAACUCACUUCAGUUCAACCAAAUGCAGACAAGUGUCGUCCCAUUGACUGUUAGCUCUACAUAAGGUGAGCACCAACCACUGUGUGUUAGCUUCAAAGGAAAGCCAUCCUUCAUACACAACUGUCUGCAGAAUUUGUGUCGGUUUUAGUGACAUAUAGUUCUCUAUUGUGCUACCUGCUAUGAUUUUUUUAAUUGUGCAAUCAAGAAAAAAAAGGAAGUUAUGUUAAACUAUUAAAGUUUGAAGUGUUACCAACUUUGUAAUUUGUACAAACACACACACACAAAAAGGUUUAAAGGACAAUUUUAUUGUUUGAACUGUACAAGGGGGGUGGGUGGGCGGGAGAAGAAAUCUCUAUCUUUUGUACAACCAAAUUGUGCAUAGCUGUUUCAAAGCAAGUUGUAUGAUAGAACGGCCUGUACAUAGAAAAUGCUGAGUUGUAAAUAUUUAUGCAGCUUGCUCGAAAGGGUUGGGUUUGUUUGUUUUUUUCUUCUACUGAAAGCGGUUUUGUUCACUGUUGUUUUUGUUUUGUUUUGCUCUACAUGCCCACUACGCAAGCAUUGUGGGUUUGCAGUGUCAGAGCACUGCCUUACUGUUUAAAUAAUAAAAAAAGAGGGGGAAAGCUUAUUGCCAGCAAAA
Molecule: messenger RNA, 12978 nt
Organism: Elgaria multicarinata webbii
Lineage: Eukaryota; Metazoa; Chordata; Lepidosauria; Squamata; Anguidae
Gene: NCOR2
Product: nuclear receptor corepressor 2
Exons: 47
Coding region: 439-7920 (2493 amino acids)
Biological process (GO): negative regulation of transcription by RNA polymerase II
Cellular component (GO): chromatin
Molecular function (GO): transcription corepressor activity
Source: RefSeq, a predicted model, not a curated record